AGGCAUCAAACGCCUCCUUGCCAUCUUCGACAACAUGAAAGUGACAAUCCUUCUCGUCGCUGCCCUUGCCACAUUGGCCCUCGCCCGUCCUGACAAUGUCCUGAACAUCGACUUGGACGACAUCCAUCUCGAUCAGGAUAUCGCUGAGGACUCCACCAUCACCGGAUCCUACACAUGGACCGACCCCGAUGGCAACCAGCACUUCGUCAAGUACGUCGCUGACGAUGACGGCUACAGAGUCCUGGAGUCCAACGUCGUUCCAGCCACCGUUGACGGCGUCAGGGCCAACGGCGAACAGGGCUCCUUCGUCUCCCUGGAGGAUCUCGACGACUAGUAAGCGACUAGAACGACUUCUCUCGACUCAAAGAAUCCAUUUCCGAAGCUCUUGAUGUUUAGAGGUUCUGUAGAUCUGCAAUGUAGUCAUUAUUUAUUUAUUUGUGACUAUUUCAAUCAAUAAACGACUUUAAGAAAA
This is a messenger RNA of Macrobrachium nipponense, 472 nucleotides long. RefSeq lists its product as uncharacterized. The transcript is spliced from 3 exons. The record is from RefSeq and is a predicted model, not a curated record. Lineage: Eukaryota; Metazoa; Arthropoda; Malacostraca; Decapoda; Palaemonidae. The coding region runs from base 35 to 334 and encodes 99 amino acids.